Molecule: messenger RNA, 534 nt
Organism: Vicia faba (fava bean)
Lineage: Eukaryota; Viridiplantae; Streptophyta; Magnoliopsida; Fabales; Fabaceae
Source: the annotation of a GenBank genome assembly
AUGAAUUCUUCAACAAUCUGUUCCGUGUUUCUUGGUUUGAUCCUAAUUUCUCAAUACCCUUUCGCUGCAAAUGCAAGAUCUCAUAGAUUAUCACACGGAAGCCUAAUUUCCGUCGUUUGCAGCACUUCAACCGAUAAGGCAGAGUGCAACAACAUCCUCGGAUCAAUUCCUCAAGCCGCACAAGUGAAAAACUACCGUGAACUCGCAAAGGUUGUUCUCGAAAUGGCCAUCGGCAAAGCCUCGGAAGGACAAACUUUUCUUAAAGGAUUAGCAGCAGCAACCAAGAGUCCAGCAUUUACACGGUGUGCAAAUUUUGAUUAUGAUGGUGUUGUUAUGUCUUUUAAAAGCUCUCUUGGCGAGUUGAAGAAAGAUCCUCAAACUGCUAAUUAUGAUGCUAAGGUUGCUAGUGAUGGAACUGCUCAAUGUGAUAGAGGAAUGGCUGCAGAACAUAUUGUUAAUCCUCAAGUUACUGCUCUUAACCGUCAAAUUGCUUUUUAUAGUGAAUUGGCAUUCCUAGUCACUAACUACCUUUGA